CAGAAUUGUAUAGGUGCGUUGGAUGGAACUCACGUACAAGCUGUGUUGCCUGUCCGUGAUACGGGCACAUAUUAUGGCCGAAAAGGUUAUCCAACCCAAAAUAUACUAGCUGUAUGCGACUUUGACAUGUGCUUUAUUUUUAUUUCUUGCGGCUGGGAUGGAAGUAUGCAUGACAGUCGCAUCUUUAAGGAAGUAAUUGAAAAUCAGCGUGCACCGUUUCCGCACCCACAAGAAGGUAAAUAUUACCUUGUUGAUGCGGGAUAUCCAAACAAGAAGGGGUACCUGGCACCAUUCAAAGGGUCUCGGUAUCAUCAAGCACAAUUUCGGGAACAUGGACAACCCGAUAACCCGAGAGAAAUGUUUAACAAAGCGCAUGCGUCACUAAGGAGUGUAGUGAAAAGGACUUUUGGAGUGUGGAAAUCUCGGUGGAAGUUCCUGCACAACAUGCCGGACUAUGAUUUCGCGACGGUGCAAGUGCCGUUGGUCGGUGCAUCAAUGGCCUUACACAAUUUCAUUCGUAGACACGAGAUAGCUGCCUUGGGCAACGACAGACAUUAUUUUGUUUCAUCAGCGCCCGAUGACAUGCCCGACGUUCACGCCGGUGGACAAAAUGUCGAUGAUGGGCUCAUGGUUGGGGACACAGAUGUGGAUAUGGCAAGAGUUCGUGUUCGCAUACGCGACCAUUUGUUUUACAUACGGAGUUUGGGACUAAUGUGAAUAUGCUUUUUUCGAUAUUUUCUUUAUGUUAUGGAAUGUGACCCACGUAGCAAGCCAUUGGACUUAUGUUCGUAUUUGUAAUGCAUACUAUUCGAACUGCAGUAUCUUCAAUGUUUGUAAUGUACUUAUACAUUUUAAUUAAUUAGAUCGUCCUUUACAUUCAUUCAA
Camellia sinensis is the source of this 885-nucleotide messenger RNA. The record is from RefSeq and is a predicted model, not a curated record. NCBI's taxonomy places the organism in Eukaryota, Viridiplantae, Streptophyta, Magnoliopsida, Ericales, Theaceae.